CUGGACCCUCUGGCGUGCCGUCCUUUCCCGGCCUGCUCCGCGCAACCGAACCCGGAAGUAGGGCUCGCCUCCUCGGUAGAGGUGCGUCCGUGCCCGGUGGUGGUAGCGCGCAUCCCGCAGCCCGCAGCCCGCGGGCAGGGGCUGGUCGGGCUGCCGCCAUGGCCGAGGGUCAGGACCUGUUCGACGCCAUCGUGAUGGCGGAUGACAGGUUUCGCGGGGAAGGGUAUCAGGAAGGCUAUGAAGAAGGCAGUGGUUUGGGCAUAAUUGAAGGAAGACAGCAUGGCACAGUAUAUGGAGCAAAAAUUGGGUCUGAGAUCGGGUGCUACCAAGGCUUUGCGUUUGCUUGGAGAUGCCUCCUGCACAGCUGUGCAACUGAGAAAGACAGCAAAAAGAUGAAGGUCUUAGAAUCCUUGAUCAGCAUGAUUCAGAAGUUCCCUUACGGUGACCCUACUUAUGCCAACCUUCACGAAGACUUAGACAGAAUUAGAGGGAAAUUUAAACAGCUUUGUUCAUUACUAAAUGUUCAGCCGGACUUUAAAAUCAGUGCGGAAGGUUCUGGACUUUCAUUUUGAGGAUGACAGGUGAACAAAGAUGAAACACGAAGGAACAGAUGUCCAUAUGCUAAGUGUUCAAAACUGUGAUGAAGGGAAAACAAUGAUGGGCCAUUCAUUGUUCUGGAGGGAGGGAUCCUGCCCCGAGCCUGCCUGUGUCGCCUCGGUGCCCCCACAGCCCGCGCAGGCCUGAGCCCCGUCUGCCCUGCGGUCCGAGUGAGGCCCCGGAGUUGGCUGGCCUCACUGGUCCUGCCCGGCGGGCGGGCCCUGCUGCUUCUAGAUGCAGCGGGUUCCCCAGCCUGGACUCGGCGCUCAGGAACCGUUUACAGAAAUGAGAGCUUAGGGUUGCCAUGUAGUAAGUGCACGGGAAGUAGUGACCUGUGCGGUGACAUUGACUGAACCCUGGGACGGGCCAGCACUUGCCUCCCUGUUGUAUUUGAUCCCUUCUGUAGCCCACCAGGUGGGUCAUUCCCAUUCUCCAGGGCAGGGAGCGGAGACCUGUGGACCUGGCGGAGAGGAGAGGCCAGCUGGACUUCGGGAGCCGGACGUGCUAGGUGUUCCAGGUCGGGCGGGGCUUUGCAGCAUUCAAAGUGGUUAAGGGGGAGCGUGUUAAACUGGAGACAAAGCGAUGGGUUAUGCUGGGUGCACCCUCAUGUGCAAGACACUGCGGUCCUCUGGGUAGGAGUCCUCAUGUUUGUCUCACGUACAGGGUAUCAUGCGCAGGGAGAGGCCCGGGCCAGUCCUCCCUGAGCUGAGUGGUUCUCCACAUUUCUCUGUGCUCAUGCGUUUCCCCCUACCCUCCAUGUGCCCAGGCAGAUGGCAUGCUGGUUCCCAUCUGCUCCUGUCGGAGGGAGUACCUCUGAAAGCAGGGAGUCCGAUGAAUAAAAAGGCGACCCAGUCUUACAGUCCUUCCACAGCGUCUUGUGAACCCUACUCCUGGGCGAGGGGACCGGGGCUGGGAGUCCCUGCGGGGCUGACGGGCGUUUUCUUCCCUCACUUCGUGCCCUUGCUGAGUGCUGAGGGG
Eptesicus fuscus (big brown bat) is the source of this 1575-nucleotide messenger RNA. It is a transcript of the gene LTO1, whose product is annotated as LTO1 maturation factor of ABCE1. The transcript is spliced from 5 exons. Bases 159 to 572 code for a protein of 137 amino acids. Lineage: Eukaryota; Metazoa; Chordata; Mammalia; Chiroptera; Vespertilionidae. The record is from RefSeq and is a predicted model, not a curated record.